Aspergillus uvarum CBS 121591 is the source of this 940-nucleotide messenger RNA. Its product is annotated as SCF ubiquitin ligase complex subunit HRT1. NCBI's taxonomy places the organism in Eukaryota, Fungi, Ascomycota, Eurotiomycetes, Eurotiales, Aspergillaceae. Gene Ontology annotation, molecular function: cullin family protein binding; ubiquitin protein ligase activity; zinc ion binding. The transcript is spliced from 5 exons. Gene Ontology annotation, biological process: protein ubiquitination; ubiquitin-dependent protein catabolic process. The record is from RefSeq and is a predicted model, not a curated record. Gene Ontology annotation, cellular component: cullin-RING ubiquitin ligase complex; nucleus. Bases 333 to 695 code for a protein of 120 amino acids.
AUUGUUUUCAGUAAGUUACACCUCUUCGAGACAUAAUCUGGUAAUCACGAACUAUAAGAAGUUUUGGCAGUUCUCGCAGAAGCCUUGUGUCAGAAGUGUGUCUCCUUGCGUACGUCCUAGUAAUCAAGGCGUCUCGCGCUGAAUGCCCUGCCUACACUGACCUAGUUUAAUUAAUCGAGGUACCGCCUGCUCUACCAACCGAACCCUACGUAAUCCUUCAAGCUGCGCGCCCCUCUUCCGAGUCCCCCGCAACUAGAGAAGAUAUCCUCUGGUCUUCACCUACAAACCCGCGCUCACUGAACAUAUAAGGAACGACCCCGACACAAGUGAAAAUGGCGGAUGUGGAAAUGAAAGAGGCGACCACUUCUGGCGCCUCUAAGGCGAAGGAGAUGUCCAAGGCCACAGAUACCUCCACUGAUGGCAAGAAAAAGUUCGAGGUCAAGAAGUGGAACGCGGUGGCCCUGUGGGCUUGGGACAUUGUUGUCGACAACUGUGCGAUUUGCCGCAACCAUAUCAUGGAUUUAUGCAUCGAAUGCCAGGCAAAUCAAGGUUCGUCUACGACGGAAGAGUGUACAGUAGCUUGGGGCAUCUGUAAUCACGCCUUCCACUUCCACUGUAUCUCACGAUGGCUGAAAACUCGCCAAGUCUGUCCCUUAGACAACAGAGACUGGGAGUUUCAAAAGUAUGGUCGGUAGACUAUGUCUGCUGCGAUUGGGUCUAGACAGCAGGCUGGCCAUGGCCUCACUCGUACAUUUCCUAACUGAGUAUGAUCGGAUUGGGAGGGAUUGGGUGGCGUUGAGCGGGUUUCUUUUGCAUUCCUAGCAGUGACUUUUGAAUUAUUCAUACAGAUCUGGGCUGUUCCUGAGGGAUGCGAAGAGCCGUGAUCGAAUAAGGCUCAGAAUGAAUUGUAAAGUCCACAGCUAAAUCUCAUGCAACCUUU